This is a messenger RNA of Penicillium daleae, 1536 nucleotides long. Its product is annotated as S-adenosyl-L-methionine-dependent methyltransferase. Lineage: Eukaryota; Fungi; Ascomycota; Eurotiomycetes; Eurotiales; Aspergillaceae. The coding region runs from base 1 to 1536 and encodes 511 amino acids. Gene Ontology annotation, biological process: cellular response to biotic stimulus. The record is from RefSeq and is a predicted model, not a curated record. The transcript is spliced from 4 exons.
AUGAUUGGAAAAGGACCUAAAGCAGUAGAGCUAUCAGGCGAUAUCGAGUUUAUCAAGACUCCCGCAGCCAAGGCCCCUGCAUUUGGGACUGGCGAGGACUGUGGGAUUGAUAUAAGCAAUUCUCCAGCUAUUCACAACGCACCCCUUCCAGCUGAUGGCGCUGGCAACGAAAGCUUCUCUAACCUCCUGCUAGCGGCCGCGCUCGUCGGAAUCCCGGGCCUUGUCACUUUCAUGUUGAAUGGUGGAAUGAAAACCUUUGUCGCCAUUUUCCUACUUUUAGUCUUCCCGAUCUUGAUCGUCUUCUGGACCUGGACUUCCUCGUGCAGUCCCCCUACCAACAACAAAGCCAAGUUACCUGGUCGGCCUAUCGAGCACUAUGUGACAUUCAAACGCGAAGGGGACCGGUCUAGGUGGCAUGGAAAAAACAAGAUACCCCUCCAGACUUUCGCAGAAAUGUACUUGGAUGGCUUGGUGGAUUUCAACGGCGAUGUACUUGAAGUCAUGGAGUACCGACAUGAUUGGGCGAGUUUCGCGUUUACCUGGCAAUUGUUCAAGUUUAUCAUCUUCACCUUCUUCGUCGACGUCGUCUUUCACACAAAGGCCCAAGAUGAUGAACAGAUUCGCCCUAACUACGAUCGCGGUAACGACCACUACGCGUGGUUCCUCGGUCCUCGCAUGAUCUACACAUCAGGGAUUAUCUCGGACCCAACGCACGAAGAAAGCCUCGAAGAAAUGCAGGACAACAAGAUGGCCAUUGUUUGUGAGAAAAUUGCCCUCAGGGAAGGUGAAACAAUGCUUGAUAUUGGAUGCGGCUGGGGAACUCUAGCCAAGUUCGCCAGCAUAAAUUAUGGCGCCAAAGUGACUGGCUUGACUAUUUCAGAGAACCAGACUGCUUGGGGCAAUGAUGCUCUCCGAAAGGCUGGUAUCUCCGACCAGCAGAGUCGCAUUGUCUGCAUGGACUACCGCGAUAUCGCACACACAAAGUACGACAAGAUUACGCAGCUCGAGAUGGGUGAACAUGUUGGUAUCCGAAAACUGACGCGGCUUUUCCGCCAGUGCUAUGACAUGCUCAAUGAUGAUGGGGCUAUGUACGUGCAGCUUUCUGGAUUGAGACAGGCCUGGCAGUACGAGGAUUUUAUCUGGGGUUUGUUUUUGAACAAAUACAUUUUCCGUGGCGCGGAUGCUUCUACACCUUUGUGGUAUUACGUCAAGUGUCUGGAACAAGCUGGGUUCGAGGUCAAAGGAAUUGACACCGUCGGUGUCCACUACUCGGGAACGCUCUGGAGAUGGUACCGCAACUGGCUUGGGAAUUUUGAAGUAAUCAAGGCCAAGUAUGGUCAAAGAUGGUACAGGAUUUGGGAACUCUUCCUCGCCUGGUCUGUCAUUGCGUCUCGGCAAGGCUCAGCUACCUGUUACCAGAUGGUUGUCGUCAAGAAUCUGAAUUCGACAUGCCGCAUUGAUGGAGUAACUACUCAGUUUGGCCUGGCCGGUGCCCUCGCUACCAGCAGAGAGGCAGGCAAGUCCCGAUUGGCUUGA